This is a messenger RNA of Cebus imitator (Panamanian white-faced capuchin), 1582 nucleotides long. RefSeq names its product Rho GTPase activating protein 8 (gene ARHGAP8). Bases 112 to 1413 code for a protein of 433 amino acids. Gene Ontology annotation, cellular component: cytoplasm. Gene Ontology annotation, molecular function: GTPase activator activity. The transcript has 12 exons. The record is from RefSeq and is a predicted model, not a curated record. NCBI's taxonomy places the organism in Eukaryota, Metazoa, Chordata, Mammalia, Primates, Cebidae. Gene Ontology annotation, biological process: small GTPase-mediated signal transduction; negative regulation of endocytic recycling.
GGGACCAGGCGAGCGGAGGCCCCGGCACGCAGGUGGGGCAGCGGGGUCCGUGGCCGGAGCUGCAGAGACGAGGCAGUGGCUGCUGGGAGGAGGAGGCCCUCGGUGGUGCCCAUGGCUGGCCAGGACCCCAUGCUGAGCACGAGUCACCCGUUCUACGACGUGGCCAGACAUGGCAUUCUGCAGGUGGCAGGGGACGACCGCUUUGGAAGACGCGUUGUCACGUUCAGCUGCUGCCGGAUGCCGCCUUCCCACGAGCUGGACCACCAGCGGCUGCUGGAGUAUUUGAAGUACAUGCUGGACCAGUAUGUGGAGAAUGAUUAUACCAUCAUCUACUUCCACUACGGGUUGAACAGCCGGAACAAGCCGUCCCUGGGCUGGCUCCAGAGCGCGUACAAGGAGUUCGACAGGAAAUACAAGAAGAACUUGAAGGCCCUCUACGUGGUGCACCCCACCAGCUUCAUCAAGGUCCUGUGGAACCUCUUCAAGCCCCUCAUCAGUCACAAGUUUGGGAAAAAAGUCACCUAUUUCAACAACCUGCGUGAGCUCCGUGAACACCUGAAAUGCGAUCAGCUGAUCGUCCCCCCCGAAGUUCUGCGGUACGAUGAGAAGCUGCAGAGCAUGCACCAGGGCCGGCCGCCACCUUCCGCCAAGACACCGCCGCCGCGGCCCCCGCUGCCCACCCAGCAGUUUGGCGUCAGUCUGCAAUACCUCAAAGACAAAAAUCAAGGCGAACUCAUCCCCCCCGUGCUGAGGUUCACAGUGACGUACCUGAGAGAGAAAGGCCUGCGCACCGAGGGCCUCUUCCGCAGAUCCGCCAGCGUGCAGACCGUCCGCGAGAUUCAGAGGCUCUACAACCACGGGAAGCCCGUGAACUUUGACGACUAUGGGGACAUUCACAUCCCUGCCGUGAUCCUGAAGACCUUCCUUCGAGAGCUGCCCCAGCCACUGCUGACCUUCCAGGCCUACGAGCAGAUUCUUGGGAUCACCUGUGUGGAGAGCAGCCUGCGCGUCACCCGCUGCCGCCAGAUCCUGGGGAGCCUGCCCGAGCACAACUACGUUGUCCUCCGCUACCUCAUGGGCUUCCUGCACACGGUAUCUCAGGAAAGCAUUUUCAACAAAAUGAACAGCUCUAACCUGGCCUGUGUCUUCGGGCUGAAUUUGAUCUGGCCGUCCCAGGGGGCCUCCUCCCUGAGUGCGCUCGUGCCCCUGAACCUGUUCACUGAACUGCUGAUUGAGUACUAUGAAAACAUCUUCAGUGUGCCAGAGGCACCUGGGGGGCAUGGACUGGCACCAAGGGGGCAGGGGGGCAGGGCCGCCCCUUUGCAGGAGGCUGUGCUGCAGACACAAGCCACGGCCCUCACCAAGCCUUCCCUAUCUCCAAGUGCCCUGAUAGCAGCCAGAAGACACUUGUAGUGUUGCAAACACUCUUUAUAGACCCAGCUACCUCCCACACCUGUCUGUGCACUUGUGUGUUUUAUAAACUUGCCAUCUGAGGCAUUAGAUGAACUCAGAACCUUGGAAUUAAAAUUCUAUGCUUCCGGCCCUUGGACUCUUCUCUGUGGUGCCUGAGCUAGGGAUGGAA